Molecule: messenger RNA, 522 nt
Organism: Monoraphidium neglectum
Lineage: Eukaryota; Viridiplantae; Chlorophyta; Chlorophyceae; Sphaeropleales; Selenastraceae
Product: DNA topoisomerase I
Exons: 3
Coding region: 1-522 (173 amino acids)
Biological process (GO): DNA topological change
Molecular function (GO): DNA binding; DNA topoisomerase type I (single strand cut, ATP-independent) activity
Source: RefSeq, a predicted model, not a curated record
AUGCGUCUACUGCCCCGACUUCCGCCUCCUGUUUUACACAGCAAUUACAGCAGCACCGGCUGCGGCUACAGCCGCCCCCUGGGCGGCGACACAGCGGGUGACUACAGCGAGUCAUCGGGUGACGCCGGCGACGGCGGCGGCGGGGCGGGCGCGACGGUCUGGAACGUGCGGCAGCUGGGGAGGCACCCUGAAACUGGCGAGCAGCUGGCCGUGCGGAAGGGACCCUACGGGCUCUACGUGCAGGCGACCGGCGACCCCUCGGCCACCGGCGCCUCCAAGCCCCCCACCCGCAACGCGGCCCUGCCGGCCGGGGCCACCUUUGCUGACGUCACGCUGGAGUCGGCCGCCGCGGCCCUAGCCGGCCCACUGCCGCUGGGGCCGCACCCGGAAGACGGGGAGGCGGUGAAGCUGCACAGCAGCGGGCGGUUCGGGCCGUACCUGCAGCACAGGACGCUGCUCGCCUCAAUACCCAAGGGCAGGCUGAGUGUGCAUGUGGAAUUUCUGCCGGGCUUGGCCUCGUAA